This is a messenger RNA of Arachis ipaensis, 381 nucleotides long. NCBI's taxonomy places the organism in Eukaryota, Viridiplantae, Streptophyta, Magnoliopsida, Fabales, Fabaceae. The record is from RefSeq and is a predicted model, not a curated record.
AUGGCGGCAACAGUUCCCUCUUCCUUGGUUCCGGCUCACAUCUCCUCUUCGGACUCCCUCAACAACGGCAACGAUAAUACGAUAGCGACAGUGAGUCCCCACGUUGCCAGUGCGGUCUCCCUCCCCCUCCUCUUCUCUUCUUCUUCCUCGGGUGGGAGUAGUGGUGGAGCUGUGGACCUUGUUGGAGCUGGUGCAGGUUGUGGUGGAUCUGCUGGAAGAGGUAGUGGUGGAGUUGUGGAACUUCUUGGAUCUGGUGCAGACAGUGGUGGAGCUAGUGCAAUCACUGGUGGAGCUGGUGCAGGCAGUAGUGAGGCUGGUGGAGGCAGAGGUGGAAUUGUGGAACUUGUUGUAGCUGAUGCAGGUGGUGCAGGUGCUGGCUGA